UAGAAUGAAGGAUCCGUUCAUCUGCUUUAUAACCGCUGGUCAUUUGGUUCUCAUAGUAGAUGGUUGUGACGUUUGCGUCAGUCUCUGGUUGAUGGUUGUCUCUGUUUUGGUUCGAUCGAAGCUUUGAAAUUUCCUUGUCAAUUGUUCUAUUUGCAAAUCCAUUAUUGACUAAGGUUCUUUUGCAAUUUUUCAGCUCCGUAUUCAAAUCAUUUUCAGAGGAGCAGGUUUUGAGUGCUCGUUGGAUGAGAGCACUUAUUGCGCUUCUUUUUUUCACAUAACAUCAUUGUGCACAUGUGUGUGCACAUUUCAUUUCUACUCUCUAAAUAUUAGUUAAAUAUUAGUUGAAAGAAUAUUGAAAUUGAAAAGUAUUGAACUUCAAGUGCUAGUGCAUACUACUAUGAGUAGACUAAUGCCAGAAUACCUUGCUCAGCAAGUCAACAUUUCAACUGAUUUUCAAUUUUGAUCAAGAUAUUCCCAAGGAUUGAAAAAUGAAGACAACAAAAUUUGAUGGAAAAUUUCUGAUUUCUAUCAAGCAGAUGGGAAAUGGUACAAAUUGCUAUUUGUGUGGCAUACAAUUUGAUGAACUUGACAAACCCUGUUUGUAUUCAACUCAGCAGGAAUGUUUGGUUGGUGACAUGACAAUUAUGGAAUUACUAUGUCUCAUGCUUGAACUGAAGCUCAUUAGUGAUAAUGCCUCUGUUCAUUUAUGCAGUGUCUGUUCUGUUUUACUGUCUGAGGCAAAACUUGCAGUUCAUCAAUUUUCUCAAAUUAAGAAAAAGAUAUCUCAGUUGUUUCACUCAAAUAAACAACCAAAAGUGUUUUUUCAGCUGCUCUCUGAAGACUUUGCUAUGGAUUCCUUGUCAUCAGUCAAAUCCGAGGUAGAAUCUCCUACAAAAGGGUUAGAAGAGCUAGCAGAAACUCGGCCAAGAAAGAGAAAAGCUACUACGUCUUUGAUAGAACAGAGCGUGGAAUCAAGUAAGACUUUCAAUUUAAAUGAAGGUCAACCAUUGGAAACAACAGAAACCCAAGGAAUACCAUCUGGAAUUCGCUGCUCAGGAGGAGCUAAUUACAUUAAGAAGAUGAACCGUAAAUGCGGUAGACCAAGCAAGCCUUUCAAGUGUGAUCAAUGCCAUCUCAAAUUUAGUUGUAUUGAGGUUCUUGCCUCGCAUUGCAAUAAGUAUCAUUCAGCCUUGCGUGAUCUCUCCCAAAGUCAAUUUACGACAAGCAAGACUGAUAUAUAUCGAGUAAGUUCUCAUCGCAGGUCUAACUUGCAAAACGACUCUCAGAAACCAUCAGCACGAGUUUUGAAAGUCGAGAUGAUGCCAGAUAUCUCAAUAGAAACGGAAUAUAAUGAUGUAGAAACUAUCAUAGAAGUGACUGACUUUGAAGAUGCAACUGGUGAGAUUGACUCUAUGACAGUUUCUCAAGUCGAAACUUUGAACACAGCAGCCAAAUCGGAAGAAAUUGAAUCAUUUAUUAAAAUCCCUGCAACUGCUUCGAUGAACCGAAUGCGUAGAUUUCCUCUCAAAACUCCUUUGCACCGAGCAUCUGAAAAACGAAAUUCGCGUUUACGAUCAACAACGUUUUUGUCUCGUCAACUUCCCGUGAAAGCUUUGAAGAAUCGAAGUAAGAACGAAGUACAAAAAAAGAGCAACCUUAAUUCAGUAAGCAUGCCAACGACAUGUCCUGAAGAGAGUGGCGCAAAAAUAAGCAAAAUCCGACGGAUCGAGCCCAAGCUUCGAACUGUCAAGAAACUUGAACCUGAUGGGUCAGUUGUCUACAUCGUGUCGUCACACUUCGGGAAUUCAGUGCCUCCGUCGCUUAUCAAAAUGUCCCCUGAAUAUGUGAAACACAUUAACAAUUUGCCCGAUACAAAUUUGAUUAAUCCCCGUGAAGUCAAAACCGGAGUCAAAAGAGCGGAUAAACAAUCUAUGGUAAUUAACGAGGUCAAGAAUGCAGCUUUGUCACCAGGUGAAGUCAAAGAAUCACGAAGUAUGCAAUCAAAUCUUAUUGACCACAGCGCAAAUAAAAUCAUCCAGGUAGCUUCGAUGAGUUCUCAGACAAAAUCAUUAAAUAUUCCUGCAUCAAAAUUGAUGGUUCUUCAGCCUCUAGCAUUGAGGCAGAAACCUCUCUCAGCGGUGGCUAACCCUGUAUCUAAUCAACACAGGAUAGACCCCACCGUUUUAAAUGGAAUACAAUCUGAUCAAACCUUUUCUAAAAAAAUUGUGGAAAUUUCUUCAUCACAAACAAGUACCGAAAAGCAAGAGGAGCAGACGAGAACUGCAAUUGUGUUGCGGGGUGACCUGUUAGUCUCAUCUGAAUUUAUUUCGGGGAAGCUCUCCGACGCUCAUUUACAUGGUGCUGCUACCAAGUCAUCUGCUGCCGUUCAACGCCGCACUUAUUUGAAUGAAAAGUCCUUGCAUCAGGCAACUGCCAUACACUCUUCGUCCGUAAGAGAUGAAUAUCAACUCGGUUCUUUUUCACACAGCCAAUUACCUGCCUCGCUUCUCAUCAUUUCCCCAUCCUCAAAUCUGCCUGUUGCUCCCAACGCCGCGCCACCUCUGGUAAUAUCAAGUCGCGGGAGGCUUUCAUCGGAACACGAGACUUCGAGUCCAGUAAUAAACGACACAAGUCUACACGAAGAUGUCAUAAACUUCGAUAAAUCUGACGACGCCUCGUCUCUCGCUAUAAUGAAAAACGUCACAUUAGACGUCACCUGCGCACACCAGCCGCAAAAUUCAGCCCGUGAGAGUGAACCAUUCUCGCAUUCACUGUACAACGAAGAGUUCUCGUCGGCGUACCAUUUCAAACUGGCACCUGAUUUGGAGACGCCCACAGGAUACUGUGCAGCAGUCGUUUCGCCUUUGAGGGCGGAACUCUGUUCUGAAGCAAGCAACGAAUCGAGCGACAGUCGCAGUCAACAGCUGCAGCAAGUUUCUUCUCAUCUCUGAACGCAUGCUUGCAAAAUUUGUUUCAUUGCAGCGUGUCUUAAAACGACUAUAUAAGCACCAUACAGCUACCUUGGUGACAACAUAUUUCCGUCUUCUGAGUAAUAUUCUAAUCAUCGAAAAUAAUCGAAACGUUUGCCUGGUUCCAAAAUCCUGUACGUGAUGAAACUCUUUUACUUUUUAUUGCCUGCAUUCUGUCCGGACGCUGGAGUUGUUGGACGGAGGGAGAGCAGCGUCAAGACCAGUUGUACUGCAGACGAGGUGGUUGAUAUAAACAAGAACGGCCUUAACAUCAAUGCAUAUUUCAAGGCCCUUUGAAGGCUCUGUAUCGCCCUCAUGAUUUUAAUACGAGAACGCUGGUCGUUGAUGCCGAGCUCCCUGAUGUCGUCUGGCGUCAGUUCGAGGAAAGCUUCGAAAUCGACGUCCUGUUCCUCGAAAAAUGCAGCGUAGUCGUCCAAGGAAAGUUUAUGCAGAAUCUCACUGACUUUGCGACUCCCAAGGCUCAUGGUUAGCAGCUCAGCCAUACUCUGAGGCUGGACCAUGCUGGAAUGAAUAUUGGAACAAAUUAUAAGUGUUGUUGCUGCAGGAAAAUUUUAAAAGAAUAAAUAAGAAUAUGAAGUUAGAAUCUCUUAUUUCCGUCCGUCUAUGCUUCAACCUGCUAAAUGAUCUGAGGAUAACAAAAAAAAAAAAACUCUGAGGAUAACAUGCCACUGCUGCUCUGGAACGACGCGUGUCAACGAUUGGAUCAGUAUCAAGAAGAUGCGCUGUCUUAAAAUAUAAUUCAUUUCAAGUCGCGUUUGACUAAAAAUACCUGAAUUAUAAUCUAAACAUGAUUAGAUCACAAGCGAGUUUUAAAGAGAUUGUGAUAGUUCGAAUUAGAUUAAUCUUUUUAGUUAUAGAUACGAUCUAUAUUCCGUAAUAGAAAUGAACGUAUGACUUGAUAAUUCACUGACUUGGAUGGCUGGAGUCUGUUGUUGAGGCGCUUCGUUUGUACGGUGGUGCCUGUGGACGCCGUGCCAGCCGACGACUCCGACUCGCUCGCUCGUUGCCGCUCUGUCGUGUCAAA
Molecule: messenger RNA, 4014 nt
Organism: Hyalella azteca
Lineage: Eukaryota; Metazoa; Arthropoda; Malacostraca; Amphipoda; Hyalellidae
Exons: 3
Coding region: 489-2951 (820 amino acids)
Source: RefSeq, a predicted model, not a curated record